Molecule: messenger RNA, 930 nt
Organism: Plasmodium gaboni
Lineage: Eukaryota; Apicomplexa; Aconoidasida; Haemosporida; Plasmodiidae
Product: putative phosphatidylinositol 4-kinase
Exons: 1
Source: RefSeq, a predicted model, not a curated record
UUGAUCGUAUCAAAAAAUAUGUCCCUUCCAAUAUUUAUAUUAAAAAUAUAAAAAAUAAACAAAAUAAACAAAAUAAAAAAAAUAAAAUAAAAAAAAAUAGUCAAAUGGAAAGGAAUCAUCAAGAUGUUAUAAAUAAAAUGAUUAUAUCGAAGGAUAUUAAAAAUGAGUUGAAGAUGAAGAAGAUGAAGAAAGAAAAAAAAAACAUACACACACACACUAGUAAUAUAAUCAAUGAUCAUAUAGGUGUUAAUAAAGAAUAUAAUAUACAACAUAAUAAAAAGGUAGUAAAUAAAAAUAUAAAGACAAUAAAUAAAUAUAAAAAGAACUCAACUUUUUUUUUAACAGAAAAUAAUAACAAAUUGAAUGAAUUUUUUGAUGUAAUACAAAAUAAUAAUUAUAAUAAUAAAAAUAAUGAUAAUCUAGAAAAUAAUGUUAAUUAUAUGAAAAUAUUAAGAAAGGCAAAAGCUAGUAAUACCUAUAUUUAUAAUAUAUAUGAUAUAAAAAUAAAUAAUAAGAUAAUAUAUAAUAAAAAAUAUUUUAAAGAAUAUAUAAAUAUUAUUAAUUUUGUUAUAUGUAUAUUUUUAAGUACUAAUAUUAAUAAUUUAAAUAUGAGUAUUUUAAAUCAUAAUUAUAUUUAUUUUAUAUCAAAAAUUAUUAAAAAAAAUUUCAAAUUUUAUUUUUUCUAUUUUUAUUAUAAUAUAUUUAAAAAUAAACAAAUAUCAAAUAGAUAUAAAAAUAUUUAUAAUAUGAAUUUCGAUGUAAUAUUAAAUAAUAAUCUACAGAAUUAUUUAUCUAUAUCAAAAAUUAAUAUCAAGAAUAAAUAUAUAUAUGUUUUAUAUACACUCUCAUGUAUUUUAUCAGUUUAUAAUUUCCAUUAUUCUUUAUUCAAUUAUUAUUUUUUAUUCUUUUAUAAAUAUAUUAAAAUAUUAU